Messenger RNA from Medicago truncatula (barrel medic), 552 nucleotides. RefSeq names its product histone H4. Lineage: Eukaryota; Viridiplantae; Streptophyta; Magnoliopsida; Fabales; Fabaceae. Gene Ontology annotation, molecular function: structural constituent of chromatin; protein heterodimerization activity; DNA binding. The record is from RefSeq and is a predicted model, not a curated record. Gene Ontology annotation, cellular component: nucleosome. The transcript has a single exon. Bases 79 to 390 code for a protein of 103 amino acids.
AUCACACACAUUCAAAAAUCAAUCUUCUAGUAAUUUCAUAAUCUUAAGAAAAAUCCAUUUUCUUCAUUCUCUGCAAAAAUGUCAGGUCGUGGAAAAGGAGGAAAGGGAUUGGGAAAGGGAGGAGCAAAGAGGCACAGAAAGGUUCUUCGCGACAACAUCCAAGGCAUAACCAAGCCUGCGAUUCGUCGUCUUGCAAGGCGUGGUGGUGUGAAGAGAAUCAGCGGUCUCAUCUACGAAGAGACUCGCGGUGUUCUCAAGAUCUUUCUUGAGAAUGUGAUUCGUGAUGCUGUUACUUACACUGAGCAUGCUAGGAGGAAAACUGUUACCGCCAUGGAUGUUGUGUAUGCUCUCAAGAGGCAGGGAAGGACUCUCUACGGUUUCGGUGGUUAAAUUUAGGGUUUAGUUUGUUCUGGUCGAUUUAGUUCUAAAUCUGGUUAAUAUAAAUUUAGUAGUCUUAGAUCUGGUUGAAUGCUUAGUCCUGUGGUUCUAGUAUUUGGACUUGUAUCUUAAUUCUUAACGAUGAAUGAAUGAAUUUUGUCUUUGCUGAAAUUA